UGUUGAAUGACUUCAUUAGUGACAUCAUCACAGCUUGGGUUGUCAUGGAAACAGAAAAAAAUUGUCUGUCUUAUUCUAACCAGUUUUUUACUAAAACGCACUGUUGCCAGAUUAUUAGUUCAGAAAUGAUUUAUUUUACUAUAAUAAUUAUUCGAUUUCAGGCUUGCUUUUAAAAUAUUUUUGUAUAAAAUGGAUUUUACUACUGAACGAUCUCAAAAUCCACCUGUAACAAUGAGUUUUUUUUAUCCAAUUCCAGUAGCUCUAAGUUUACUCAUUUUGCGUAUACUAUUAGAAAAAUUCUAUUUUGAGCCAAUUGGUAUCAAAUUGGGACUAGAGGCUCCUAUAAUACAUCCAAUAAAAAACCGCAAGGGAACAUUGAGUUUCCUGAAAUGGUUACCCCACAUUUCCAUUAAUUCAAAAGUAUAUUAUUUGAGUACCUUGCAAAAUUUUUUGGAAAAUUUUGGUAUCGAAAGUUCACCGAAACCGUCAAAAUUGUCGAAAUUUUCCAAAAGUAUCUGGCAAUUAAUUUUUUUCACAUUUACUUUUAUCACUGGAAUGAUUAUACUAUGGAAUAAAUCGUGGUUCUGGAUAUUAAAAGAAUGUUGGGUAGGUUAUCCACAUCAAAAUCUGACCGACGACGUUUGGGUGUACAACUUCAUGAAUAUCGCUUUUUAUUGGUCACUCCUAAUAACACUUCUCGUAGGUACGAAAAAGAAAGAUUUCAACGAGAAUGCGAUUCAUCACAGUGUUGCCAUAUUAUUAAUUUAUCUAUCGGUGAAUUGUCAAUGUUUCCGAAUCGGUACCAUAAUCAUAGUAGAUCUGAGCGUUAGUGAUGUAUUUCUAGAGGCAUCAAAAAUCGCCAAUUAUUUGGAAUAUAACAAAACAUGUACCGCCUGUUUUAUACUAUUCACAAUUAUUUGGAUUAUUUCCAGAUGGGUGGUGUUUCCUUUCUGGAUUAUACAUAACACUUUAUUCCACGUGCCCAAAGUGCUUCCAAUAAAUUUGAAAUGGGUCAUAAAGAGAGGGUUAACUGAAGGAGAUAUACGAGAUGUUAGAUCUGAUAGCGAAAAUGAUAAUUAA
Messenger RNA from Diorhabda sublineata, 1080 nucleotides. RefSeq names its product ceramide synthase 5-like. Gene Ontology annotation, molecular function: sphingosine N-acyltransferase activity. Gene Ontology annotation, biological process: ceramide biosynthetic process. Bases 190 to 1080 code for a protein of 296 amino acids. The transcript has 7 exons. NCBI's taxonomy places the organism in Eukaryota, Metazoa, Arthropoda, Insecta, Coleoptera, Chrysomelidae. The record is from RefSeq and is a predicted model, not a curated record. Gene Ontology annotation, cellular component: membrane.